Molecule: messenger RNA, 792 nt
Organism: Penicillium waksmanii
Lineage: Eukaryota; Fungi; Ascomycota; Eurotiomycetes; Eurotiales; Aspergillaceae
Product: alpha/beta hydrolase
Exons: 1
Coding region: 1-792 (263 amino acids)
Source: RefSeq, a predicted model, not a curated record
AUGUCGACCCAAGACAACGACUACGCUUUUCUUCUUGUCCCUGGCUCCUUUGCAACCCCCGCGGCAUACGCCAAACUGCUCGAUAAACUACGCGCCCAGGGUGAAAAUGUCGAAAUUAUAGAACUCCUAUCCGUGAACGAUGGCUCCCGCCAACCACCCGCAACAAUGCAAGACGACGCAGCCCACAUCCGCCAAGCUGUGCUCUCAAUCCUAGAUGACCCCAGUGCACCAAAGAACGUCAUCGUGGCCCCCCAUUCUUAUAGUGGCAUCCCAACUACAUGCGCACUGGAAUCUUUGAACAAAGAGGCGCGAGCAUCUGCAGGAAAGUCCACCGCUGUGACUGGCAUAAUCUACCUCGCCUCAUUCGUUCUCUCAGAAGGCGAGUGUCUGCGCGGUAUAAUGGGCGAAUUCGGUGCCCUCCAAGAACCUUUGAAAACAGGUGUCCCGGGUGGAUAUCUCCCUCCCUUUACGCCAGAACUCGCACAGCUUGUUUUCAAUGAUCUCGACACUGAAGAGGCACUCGAGUUCCUCGGGUUUAUGUCGCUGCAUGCGUCGGAUAGUUAUAAUGGGGAAGUCUCUUAUGCCGCGUGGAAGGAUAUACCCAGUGUGACUGUCAUUCCUAGUAUUGAUAUUGUUGUACCGACGCCAAUGCAGGAGGCUAUGUAUGAACGCGCUGUGAAGGCCGAUGGGAAGAUUGAGAGAGUUUUAGUUGAGGGAGCUGGACAUGGACUUCCUGUCAGUCGGUUGGAUACUGUUAUUAAGGAGAUGCUUAAAUUGGCGCGGCGGGGGUAG